AGGCGGCAGCUCCAACCCGCCCACCUGGCCAGGUCCCGCGGCCCCAGCCGGAAGCUCCUCCACGGACUGUACACAGUUCCUACAGGUGUUUUCCCAGCUUGGAUACUCCACCCAGAUUGAGGUGCUCCGCCUGGAAAUAAUCUCCAGCCCCAGCUGUUCCUCCAGCAGGUCUCUGUGUCCUGGGGCUGCCUGGCAUCUGGAGGUCUCCGCGGAGCUGGGGCUCUUCUGGCAGAGGCCAGGGCUCACCGGUGUCUUCCGGCCCCUCCAUGAGUGAGGCAAACCAGACCCUGGUGGGCCCCUCGCAGCUCCCCACGGCAUCAGCCAUGUCUCCUGUACCGGGCAGCGGGGCCCGGGCAUGGCCUGUGCUGGUUGGGGUUGUGCUGGGAGCUGUGGUCCUCUCUCUCCUCAUCGCACUUGCUGCCAAAUGCCACCUCUGCCGCAAAUACCGCGCCGGCUACCAGCACCACCAGCUGCCCAGGACAGGGAAGGGGGUCCACCCGGAGGUGGGUGAAGACGAGGAUGAUGAUGGCUUCAUUGAGGACAAUUACAUUCAGCCUGGGGCUGGCGGGCUGGAGACAGAGGGUAGCACGGACCGCUUCUCCCUCUGAGCCCCACUCUCCGGAUACCCCACCCCAUGCCUGACAGCUUAAGGAUAGUGGUUACUACACGGGAGCCAUAAGCCUCAGGGACAGAGGUGGCUAGAGCUUGUGGGCUGACUAGGGGUAGAGCAAUCCUCCCUUCCCCGAUACUAGCCACUAAGGUGACAAUACCCUCUCUUAAUCAAUAACCCUCAAUGGCUCCCUGCUGUUCUCAGGAUAAAGC
Messenger RNA from Ceratotherium simum simum (southern white rhinoceros), 822 nucleotides. It is a transcript of the gene C22H1orf210, whose product is annotated as chromosome 22 C1orf210 homolog. The record is from RefSeq and is a predicted model, not a curated record. NCBI's taxonomy places the organism in Eukaryota, Metazoa, Chordata, Mammalia, Perissodactyla, Rhinocerotidae.